UGUUGUUAAUUUGCGUGAAAUAGUGUGAAACACGUCGACAUUUUGCUGUGGUUUUUCUGGAUAUUUCCACACGCCGUUGCAUAAACAGAACAGCGGUAAGAAGAAGUCUGUUGGGACAAAAUGUUGGAGUGUGGCAUGCUGGAGCGGGACAGACAGACUCUUCGGAGACGCUCUGCUGUUCUCUGCAAACAACUGGUGGUAGAUGAGAUGCUCAUUCAGUCACUGCAGGCAGACGACAUCCUAACCGAGAGCAUGGCAGAGACCAUCAUGGCUGAGCAAACAUCUCAGAAACGAAGCUGGCGUUUGCUACUACUCUUACCAAAGCGAGGGCCCAGAGCCUUCAGCAGCUUCUGCGCAGCUCUGCAAGAAACUGAGCAGCAGCAUCUGUGUGACCUGCUCACACAGUCACCACAAAAAGAUGACAAAGAGACACAUGUAGAGAGGUCUCCUCUCCCACUUCCCACCCAGGAGGGUAUUGCAGCCAAGAGAGCACGGACACAUGAAUCCAUGGAGUUUAGUCUGGAUGCAGAUAGUCCCAUCAACACUCCCGUGCUCCCGUGCACUCCUGACUUUUACCUCUCUCACUGCCAGCAGUCUUACAGAAUGAAUUCAUCCCCUCGUGGCUUUGCCUUGGUGAUCAGUAAUGUGACCUUUGACACUUGUGCUGCUGCUGACCUUGACCCCAGGAAGGGAGGUGAAGUCGAUGAUGAAGUCCUCAGGAAGGUCUUCACAGAGCUCGACUACAUGGUUGCUGUCCACAGAGACCUCACUGCUCAGGGUAUGAGGUCGUGCAUUGAGAAUUUUUGCCGACGGCCAGACCACCGGACAGUGGACAGCUGUGUGGUGUGUCUUCUCUCCCAUGGAGUGGAAGGAGCUGUAUAUGGCACAGACGGAGAGCUCCUGCAGCUGGACUGGGUGUUUGAGGCCUUUGACAAUGCGCACUGUCCACUGCUACAAAAUAAACCGAAGAUGUUUUUCAUCCAGGCCUGCAGAGGAGAUGAAAUGGACUGUGGAGUGGAGCAGAUAGAUGGACCAGUGAGGACCUGCUCCCCGAGCUGUGAACAGCGAGAUGCUGGGAGGGAAGGACAAGGGGAUGCAGACUCCAGACAGAGAGGGGACUUGGGGAGGCCCAGGAUUAAACUGCCCCAGCGGUCUGACAUGAUCUGUGGCUUCGCAUCUCUCAAAGGUCAGAGAAUUUGCACAGCAGCCAUGCGAAACACCAAGAGAGGAUCCUGGUUUAUCCAGGAACUUAACACAGCACUCCGCCUCCACGCCAGAGACACACACCUUGCAGACAUCCUUGUACAGGUCAACGGUCGUAUCAAGGAGCGGGAGGGUUACGCCCCGGGCACCGCCCACCAUCGCUGCAAAGAGAUGUCAGAGUUCACCAGCUCAUUGUGCAAAGACCUCUACCUGUUCCCCAAGUACCAGCCCCAGUAUUAAUAUAUGCAAAUAUGAACAUACAGUGAUUAACACACACAGACCAUCAUUCCUUGCAUCAAAGCAUCUCAACAAGGGCACACAACUUUCAUUCAGCCAAUUAAUGCCACACACUCAGACAUUCCCCUGUUACAACUUUACAUCCAAACACAGGGUUUAUUCAUUCAUAUUUUCUGUGUAAAUACUGCCUCCACACACACACACACACACACACACACACACACACACAC
Seriola dumerili (greater amberjack) is the source of this 1670-nucleotide messenger RNA. It is a transcript of the gene casp2, whose product is annotated as caspase 2. Gene Ontology annotation, molecular function: cysteine-type endopeptidase activity. Gene Ontology annotation, biological process: regulation of apoptotic process; proteolysis. The coding region runs from base 121 to 1443 and encodes 440 amino acids. The record is from RefSeq and is a predicted model, not a curated record. The transcript has 11 exons. NCBI's taxonomy places the organism in Eukaryota, Metazoa, Chordata, Actinopteri, Carangiformes, Carangidae.